Molecule: messenger RNA, 3500 nt
Organism: Glossina fuscipes
Lineage: Eukaryota; Metazoa; Arthropoda; Insecta; Diptera; Glossinidae
Gene: trbd
Product: ubiquitin thioesterase trabid
Exons: 10
Coding region: 486-2864 (792 amino acids)
Biological process (GO): positive regulation of Wnt signaling pathway; cytoskeleton organization; protein deubiquitination involved in ubiquitin-dependent protein catabolic process
Cellular component (GO): cytoplasm; nucleus
Molecular function (GO): cysteine-type deubiquitinase activity; K63-linked polyubiquitin modification-dependent protein binding
Source: RefSeq, a predicted model, not a curated record
AACAGAACAGAGCAGUCUCCUGCACCUCCUGACCCUUUUGCGAUUAUUAUUAAUUUUUGUGUGAAUGCAUGCCACUGUUGAUUUAGCUGAUAGUGUGUUUUGUGGUAUAUAUUUCCAUACUUCUCUAUCCUAAUUAUCCAAUUAUCGACGUCAUCACUAAUACGUGCAAGGAUUUCAUUAACAUCAACAAGUAAUAAUAAAAUACUAAUCGAGAGCAUAAAACGGUGAAAUCAAAGAGAAAGCAACGUCUUUUAUAAAGAAUUGUGGAUUUUUGUUUUUCUUUAUUUUUUAUAUAUUCUUCGGUCUUUAAUUGGCCAGAAGACGCGUUAUUAAUAUUAUUGUACCUUUAGUAAAGUGGAUCACUAAACAGCAGGCACAGCCACAGCUUGGGAGCCGUUGCUGCUGCUUUUGUUACUGUUGUCGUGACUCUUUUCUCCUUUUAGCCGGGGAAUAAAGAGGAUACGUGUUUUUCGUUUAAGUAAAACAUGUGCGAUCCCAGUUCAAAAGUACAGAAAUGGACUUGCGAUUAUUGCACUUACGAGAAUUUUCCUUCUUCCAUCAAAUGUACAAUGUGCAAGGGAGCCAAACCUUUAUUAAAUGAGGAUAUUUUUCGUUUAAGUCCUCCACAAAAUUCUUGCGACGCCGAUGGUGAUGCCCGUGGUGCUGUGGCUGCUGUUGAUUCUGAACCCUCAAGUUUUAAUGCCUGCUCUCGUCACGAUUCGCAAAAUUUAGCUGGAGCCUCUACUAGCGAUAACAAGUGGGCUUGUAAAAUGUGUACUUAUUUAAAUUGGCCUCGAAGUUUACGUUGUGUCCAAUGUUAUACUAAGAAAGGAGCUGUUUUGGAAACGAUACCCUCCCAAGAUAUAGGUGCUGCAUCGGUGAUAUUAAAAACUCACACUCCACCUAAUGAAUUGGAGCAAAAACCUUCAGCAUCUCAUAAACGUUUCACAAAUCAUCAUUUAAAAGAGUCGAAAUCACAAAUUGACGGAGUUGGACAGAUAGAACCGGGUAAUAAUCAACUACAAGAAAGAUUAAGCCGUAUGCAUAUUGCGUCAAAAAUAGAUGCAGAAAUGAAUGCUAGCAAUAGCGCGGCUAGUGCUGCGGGCGCUGCUGCGCAGCGUUUAAGCCCUAUAGGCUCUUCAACUACCCAUCUCAAUAAUCUCGCCAAUAGUUCGCAAUCUCAGCAGCUUCACUCCUCUCCCUCCGUUCCCGCAAACGUACAGCAACAUAGCUACAUAGCCAAGUGGCCCUGUAAUACUUGUACUUACGAAAAUUUUCCGAAAAGUCUCAAAUGCUCCAUGUGUGGCAGUCCACGUGAUAGCAACAUUACUAGCACUGAGAACAAUGCCAGUGGCAGCAACAACCAGCAAAACAAUAGCGGCAGUGAUAAAAUGAAUGAUACCGUCUCUUCGAAUAAUUCCUUUAAUAAGCAACAAAAUAUUUAUCAAUUGGGUUCUUCAGAUACUAUUAACAACUGUGAUACGGUGCAAGAGCGCCAAGAACGUCGUCAACGACAAAUACGCCGCCAAGUUGAUUGGCAGUGGCUUAACGCCUGCUUGGGUGUGGUGGAAAAUAAUUAUAGUGCUGUUGAGGCUUAUUUAUCCUGCGGUGGUAAUCCGGCACGUUCAUUGACUAGCACGGAAAUAGCGGCGCUCAAUCGUAAUUCAGCUUUCGAUGUGGGUCACACACUUAUACAUCUGGCGAUACGCUUUCAUCGGGAAGAAAUGUUGCCAAUGUUAUUAGCACAAAUAUCCGGUUCGGGCCCGGGCAUUAAACGAGUGCCGUCAUUUGUGGCACCUGAUUUGGCUACCGAUAUACGGCGACAUUUCUCCAAUAUGUUACGUGUACGAAAAUCGGUAUUUAAUUGCCAUUAUGUGCAAGAGCAUGCCACAUUUUCCUUGCCUGCAGAAAUUGAAGAGUUACCUUUGCCUAUACAAGAACAACUUUACGAUGAAUUGCUUGAUCGAGAUGCUCAAAAACAGUUGGAAAAUCCUCCACCAGCUUUAAAUUGGUCAAUGGAAAUUACAGCUCGAUUGGGUUCACGUUUGUUGGUGCUGUGGAAUCGCAGUGCUGGAGAUUGCCUUCUUGAUUCAGCCAUGCAGGCCACUUGGGGCGUAUUUGAUCGGGAUAAUACAUUGCGGAGAGCCUUGGCCGAUAGCUUACAUCAAUGUGCACCUAUGUUUUAUACGCGUUGGAAGGAGUAUGAAAUGUUGCAAGCCUCAAUGCUACAUUUUACCUUAGAAGAAGCUCAAUGGCAAGAGGACUGGAAUACUUUGCUUACUUUAGCUAGCCAGCCGGGUGCAUCGUUGGAACAAUUGCAUAUAUUUGCUCUGGCUCAUAUCCUGCGACGUCCUAUAAUAGUUUACGGAGUUAAAUAUGUAAAAAGCUUUCGUGGCGAAGACAUUGGUUAUGCUAGAUUCGAAGGACUUUAUUUACCUUUAUUUUGGGAUCAAAAUUUUUGCAUAAAAUCCCCCAUAGCUUUGGGUUAUACCCGUGGUCAUUUUAGCGCUUUGGUACCUAUGGAACCAUAUGCGAGGAUCGAUUUACGGCGGGACGAACCAGAAGAUGUCACUUACUUGCCCUUAAUGGAUUGUGAGUCUAAACUUUUGCCUAUACAUUUUUUAACACAAGCCGAGAUGGGUCGGGAAGAAGCCAUAAUGAGACAAUGGCUGGAUGUUUGUGUUACCGAGGGUGGCUUGCUGGUAGCGCAACAAAAAUUACGUAAACGUCCUUUAUUAGUAGCUCAAAUGCUCGAAGAAUGGUUAAAUCACUAUCGAAGUAUAGCACAAGUAAUCACGGCUCCAUUUGUUAGACGACCUCAACAAACUGGUUACUCUAGUGACGGUGAUUCCGAUGAAGAGUAAUGAUAUAAUAUGUGUUUAUGCAGCCGUGUUUACAAAAUAACAAAACAUUCUACAAAAACAGCUACUACUGCUAUUAUUUGCUUAAACAACACCUAAAUAAUAAUUCGUAUGUUUGUUACAUAAAAAAGAAAAAACCAAGAUAAAAUUAAUAGAUUUUUAGUAGUGAAAUUGAUAUAGUUACCUAAAAAAGCAACAACUACAAAACAAAAAAGCGAAACAUUUUAAAACCAACAAAAAAAAGUAAUUUUUCCCGGAAGGAUGUAAAAUAUUACAACACAAAAUUCUUAUAAGUAAUUUUUAUUAGUUAAAAUUUUGAAUAAUUAAAAAGAACAAAAAAAACAAAACAGGAUUCACACAGAAAAUUAUCGAUAUACGUAUAUAUACACAUAUGCACUUAUGUAUAUACAUACACAUAUGGGUGUACUUGUAUAUACAAAUACAAAACGGAAAAUCAAAUUAAGCGUUUGGCUAAUGGAAAGCGGGCUUAAGCAAUGUCCAAUUCGAUGCGAGAAAGCAUGUUCUACUCAGCCUGGUUCUUUUAAACGUGUGUUAUGUGCGUGUAUGUUUGAACAAUCAAAAAAAAAAAAAAAUUUUUUUUAUUGUAAAUUAAACAAGGGAUUAAUGAAUGGGUUUAAA